Molecule: messenger RNA, 1065 nt
Organism: Drosophila busckii
Lineage: Eukaryota; Metazoa; Arthropoda; Insecta; Diptera; Drosophilidae
Gene: RpL23A
Product: 60S ribosomal protein L23a
Exons: 3
Coding region: 74-919 (281 amino acids)
Biological process (GO): ribosomal large subunit assembly; translation
Cellular component (GO): cytosolic large ribosomal subunit; ribosome
Molecular function (GO): rRNA binding; structural constituent of ribosome
Source: RefSeq, a predicted model, not a curated record
CUUGUCACAAUCGACUUCCGCUGAAUUGUCAAAUGCCCCUUGGUUUUCCUUUUCAUUUCUUUUUCUCGUAGAAAUGCCACCUAAAAAGCCAACCGAGAAAUCCGCAAAGCCUGGCGACAAGAAGCCAGAGGCGAAGAAGCCUGCCGCAGCCGCCCCAGCUGCUGCUGCUGCCAAGAAGGAGGCUCCAGCUGCUGCCAAGCCAGCCGCUGCUGCACCCAAGAAGGCAGCUGCUGCUCCCGCUAAGAAGCCUGCUGCCGCUGCUGCUGCUAAGAAGCCAGCUGCUGCUGCUGCCAAGAAGCCCGCAGCUGUGAAGAAGACCGCAACCAAGGCUAAGCCAAAGGCCAAGGAUGCCAAGAAGAAGGUUGCCGCUGGCAAGAAGCCCCAGUCCGUGCUCUCCAAGCUGUCGGCUAAGGCUCGCGCUGCUGCCAAGGGCAAGAAGCCUGUCCUGAAGACUGGUGCCAAGCUUACCAAGGGUACCGCUAAGGCCAAGGCUGUUGCCUUGUUGAACGCCAAGAAAGUUCAAACCAAGAUCAUCAAGGGCGCUUUCGGUACACGCACCCGCAAGAUCCGCACCAACGUGCACUUCCGUCGUCCCACGACACUGAAGCUGCCACGUAAUCCUAAAUUCCCAAGGAAGUCGGUGCCCACCAGGAACCGCAUGGAUGCGUAUAACAUCAUCAAAUACCCGCUCACCACGGAAGCAGCCAUGAAGAAGAUCGAGGACAACAACACCCUGGUCUUCCUCACACACCUGCGCGCCAACAAGAACCAUGUGCGUGCCGCGGUGCGUAAGCUCUACGACAUCAAGGUGGCCAAGGUGAACAUUCUGAUCAGACCCGAUGGUCAGAAGAAGGCUUAUGUGCGCCUGGCGCGUGACUACGAUGCUCUAGAUAUCGCCAACAAGAUCGGCAUCAUAUAAACAUGCAUAGUGGAAACGAACAUCGCGUUUUACAUUUAAACAAUAGAAUUUUUCUAUAAAUAUUAACUAAGCUGACACGAUAGAGCGAGGAUGAACGUUUCAAUGUUGUCUGGGUAUAAUAAAAAAAACCACACAAAAUCAAAAAA